Messenger RNA from Hypanus sabinus (Atlantic stingray), 3489 nucleotides. RefSeq names its product SUZ RNA binding domain containing 1 (gene szrd1). Lineage: Eukaryota; Metazoa; Chordata; Chondrichthyes; Myliobatiformes; Dasyatidae. The coding region runs from base 47 to 499 and encodes 150 amino acids. The record is from RefSeq and is a predicted model, not a curated record. The transcript is spliced from 4 exons.
CGCGUGCGCGGUGCGGCCAGGGGGGCGAGUGAGCUGAGCAGCUAAAAUGGAAGAUGAGGAAAUCGCUGAUAAUUGGGAGGAAGCAGCCGACAGUGGGGAAAUUGAUCGACGACUAGAAGCAAAACUGAAGAUCCAGCAGAAAGAAAAGAAAUUGAAACAGGCGCCUAAAGUUCCCAUCGUCAUACAAGAUGACUUCCACCCAACGCCCUGCACCCGACAAAUCCGCAUUCUGAAAAGACCGACAAGUAACGGAGUGGUAAGCACACCACACUCUGCUACAAGGCCAGUGCCACAAGUCAAAUCACUGGCUCAGAGAGAAGCUGAAUAUGCAGAGGCACGGAAAAGGAUCCUUGGCAGUGCGAGUCCUGAGGAGGAGGAUAAAGCCAACCCUGACAGGCCAUCCAGGAUCACCCAGUUGGAAGAGAACAGGCAGCAGAGCAGUAUAAUUCGACAACCCCUGGGCCCCGAUGGUACACAAGGCUUCAAACAACGUAGAUAAAACAUGCGCUAGAGAGCGCGCUUUAUAAAACAGAACUCUCCAUGACUGAGCGUGCAGUGUUGGACAGAGAAAACGGACUCAAGCAGAGGACCUGAUCUGCUUUAUUUGCACUGUGAUCCCCCUUUGCUCCGCCCACUGUGACCUUUCUCCUUGCACACUGUGAUCCCUGCUCCGCCCACUGUGGAUGGCACACACUGCUGUGAGCUCUCCAAGGAAACCAUGAAGGGGAGGUUUCUUGCAAUCAGACUGGCCAAGAAUAUAUUGUGUGCCAUUUCUAAUCAGAAAUUUGCUCCAGCAAUAAUACUGUCUAAGAAUGUUCAAUAGUUUAAUUUCAGGAAAGAAUUUGACUAUGUAUUAGUGAUGGGUGCUGUUUCUCUCAUCAUAUUCUAUACAGGAUUGUUUUGGUUUCUUUGCAUCUAAUCUAUUACUGCAAGAUAGUUGCUCAUGGCUAAUUACCUUGCCAAGCAAUAUGUCAAAAAGAUCUAUCAGAAAUGCACCCAUUUUAAAAUUAUUUAUUUUGUGUAGUAUUUAAAAUAUCUUGCAAAACAUUUAUCUAGAGAAACAGGACAAGAACAUGGAGAUCCACCAAAGGGUUGUGGAGAACAGGUUCGGGCUGUUGGGCACAGCAAACCAAGAUGCACUGUGGAACACAUCUGCUGUGUUGGUGUCUUGGUGCACAGCCAAUUCCUGUCAGAUUCUUGUCGCCCCUUCGAUAGUAGGAGAGUAUGUCUGUUGAUUCACAGAAAACUGGUCGCAGAGGGGGGGAGUGAUGAACGAGAGCAGCUCCAAUAAUGGCCAUGAAUGUUAUUAUCUCACACCUGAAAGUGGUUAACUGCAGCAUCUGAAUUCCAGAAUUUAGAUCAAAUCAAAAACUCAUAUGAUGGUGAGAUUAAAAUAUGGCCCAUUGGGGUAGCACUUAAGGUGUUAACUGCAUAACGUUGUAGUCAUGUGAUCUUAUUCCAGCACUGCCUUCUGCUCAUUCACCAGCCAUGCUUUGUGCGUGUUGGUUUUUGAUAUAACCUGCGGGAUAGGUAUAACUUGCAGUAGUAGAAUUUUUUUUCCCGAAGAGGAUGUUUUGGCAAAGGCCAUGCUUUUAGUUAAUGCUGCUCCCGUUAUGGUUCAGUGCAGAGCAGUAAUAUUGUCAGAAACUGGGCAGGUUUUCAGAAGUGUUCUUAUCUGACCGUCUUCCCAGUUUUAUGAAGAAAGAAGGACAGAAAUAAAUGAAUUUUAAAGGGAAACAAAAUAGUUUCAAUCAAAUUAAAUGUUCCUUAGGAAAGUUGGAAGGCUUUGAGGUCAAUUAGUGGAACCUGAGGUUUUGGUAUUCCUCCUUUCUAGUGGUUGUGUGCAUUCUGCACCCUGCUCUGACAAGGUGUUGCAGUUAUGGUCCAUCACUAGUACAUACUCUUAAUGUGUUUUUUUUUCCCAAGGCAUUGCCUUUAUUUUCUACAAUUCAAAGAAAACUUUUUAGAUCCAUCUAAUAUUAAAAGGGCAAGUGAUUUUUGUGUUUUUUUUGUUGUUGAGGCUCGCAUGCGAGCUGAUGCAGCCAUCUGUCCUGUUUGCGCAUGUGCGCACAUGUAUGUAUUUGUGUGUGUACACACUGUGUAUGUCUGCCUGCGAACAAAAAAAACUGCUUUUUGUGGGGGAUGGGAGUGAGAUUAAUUAAUUUUCGUAUAUUUCAACCAGUGCUUGGAAAGAGUUAGCUGUCUCAUUCCUGUACAGCUGGAAGCACAGCAGCCUUGUAUUUAACAGCCAUCAGAUUAUUGGACUGAGGCACCUAGCUCAGCUCAAUUGAUUUGGAGUGAGGUCAGAUAGCCCUCAAAUGCUACUCACAUUUGUGGUUUUAAAAACUGCAAGAUGUCAGGCCCUAGAAUUAUUUUAUAAUGGGUGAUACUGUGUUAAACCUGGUCAUUUGUUAAAUAUCAAGCUAAUGUAUUUUCUUUCCUGUGUAACCUCUUCCCAGGGUUUGGUUUGUAAAUUGUUGAUGUUUCCAUGCAAAUUGGGAUAUCACUCGACUGACUAAUUCUGAUCUCUGGUGUUCAUGAAACUGGCUUGACUGAAAUGAUUGCCUGAGACUCUAUUUUUGUAAGUGAUGAAGUAGCAGACUCCCCACUGAUUCUGUGGAUUAAUGCACUGUAUGAUGUGAUAUACAAACCAAAACGGUCAUAGUUUUAAUCGAGUUUUGGCUCUACAAUGGCCUGAAGAGGGAGGGAACAUUUAAUAAGUGUUCUCCCCUUGGAUUUUCAGUGACUGUUUAAAAAUGCACAAAGGUUGAGUUGUAAUCCUGCUGCUUUUAGUUUCCUGCCAUCAUCUAGUCAGGUAACCGUUACUCAGUGUAUAUCACUUAGUCAAAGUAAGGCUUAUGGAACAAUUUAUAGGAUGAAUAAAUGCAUUCAAAACAAACUGCUUAGGGUAAGUACUGCACAGGGGAUUUUCAUUCCUAUGAAGCAGUGCAAAUAUGUUUUUUAAGCAUAAAAAAUGUUUUUUUUGAUCAGUCAACCAACUAAUUUUUAUAAUUCUAAACAGGAAAGAUAAUCAGUUGACUAGUGUUUUUAAAAUCAAGCUCUGGUUUUGUUUCUUGCAGUUACUGUCAGAGCUCAUGUGUUUGAUGGUAAACCAAAAAAAAAUGUAAAGUGAAGUGCAUGUAUCCGAGGUUACAUAAGAAAGCUGUCACUGGUGUGCAAUGCAGUGUAUGACAUAAUAAUACUUGUGGGAUCUAUUGUCUUUGAGGGUCAUUAUUGAGGAGAAGUGUGUUUGCAAACACUAGUACUAUACAGGCAAAAUAAAGAUAGUGAAAUCUGGUUGUGAAAGGACUCUGGAGGAUGCCAUGUUUAGUUUAUUUGGGUUAAAAGAAUCAAAAAUGGACUCGAAGACAUUGCACACUGCAUACACCAGCAUAACGUGACAACAGAUUGAAUCUGCAGUAAUAAACAAAAUCAGGAUCCAACUGCAGGACUGCUGACAUAUGGUAAAAGGUCAUUUCUAGGUCAGGG